Alligator sinensis (Chinese alligator) is the source of this 7416-nucleotide messenger RNA. It is a transcript of the gene SCML2, whose product is annotated as Scm polycomb group protein like 2. Gene Ontology annotation, molecular function: protein binding. Gene Ontology annotation, biological process: regulation of DNA-templated transcription. The transcript is spliced from 17 exons. NCBI's taxonomy places the organism in Eukaryota, Metazoa, Chordata, Crocodylia, Alligatoridae. The coding region runs from base 2867 to 4858 and encodes 663 amino acids. The record is from RefSeq and is a predicted model, not a curated record. Gene Ontology annotation, cellular component: nucleus.
GGCCCCCGGGAGAGCCGGGCGCGCAGGGAAGCUCCGGGGGGGCAGCCGCGGCGCUGGGGGUGCGGCCGCCCGGGGCCGCCGGAGUUUCCUCAAAGGUAUGCUGUGUGCCUCUAAGAACAAAUAGAGAGCUCCUUGCUGUGGCAAAUAAGGGAACCUGUUGUGCUGAAAGGAAGAAUUAACUGGUCUUUCAACUUCAGCCUUUUUAUUGUGAAAGGGAAGAUCACAGAAUUACCAUGGGGAGAACAGCAGCUAAAGACAUGGGGAGAGGCAUUCCAGACCAAGACACCAUAGCAUCUGUAAAGUGUAGACAGGGGGAAACUUUUCUGAGUGGUGGGAAGUAUGGUGGAUGCAGACUGUCUCACUUGAAGACAGUCAGGUAAGUAAUUCUUCCUGUUAAUGGUUUGCAUCUACUUGGGUAAAAUAGUUCAAUUCUGUAGCAGUCUCCCUGACACUGAUGGUUAGAGUGAGAAGAGUUAAAGGGCCCUCUUUUUCCUGAGUUCAGUCAUACAUAGUGAUAGAUAUUCUGAAUAUUUUGGGUAAUUAUCAGCCAUGUGCAAGAAUAACUGGUCAAUCAAAAAUAAGUAGAGAUGCUUUGAGUAUAUUGUUUGCUGAGGAGACUGUUUAACCUUCUGAAACAAGUGAUGUGCUUAGACUCCUGUUCAGGAAGCAGUCUCUCUUUAUGACCAUUCUUACCUGCUCUUGCUUCCUUACACUGAGAGUGUUGAAUUGAACCAACCUCAGUGACGCCUACAUUUUUCUCAUUUCUGGGAUUAUUGUUCAUUUUGGCUUUAGACAUAACAACUAAAUGGAUUUCCCUCUUCCUCUUCUGAAAUGGAGACAGAUCUUGUGUUCAGACUGAUUUUUUUGUCAUUUGUCCUUGAUCUGGUCAACAAAGAAGAUCUGGCUUGACUUGGUGACCAACAAAUGAUAGGUGGAGUUGUUCACCAUAAGUUCAUUUUUUUCAAAACAUUGUUUCUUCUUAGGAAGCAGUGGUCAAAUUUUAAGAAGUAGGUAAGCUCAGUAUUGUAAUUGGGAGUGGGUGACUGGGGCAGCAGUGCUGAAUAUUUGUGGGAUUGCACAAAAGCAGCUGCCAUGGGAGUGGCAGUUUACUGCACUGCAUCAAUCUGCACAGUAAAUGCUAUGUGUUGGCAACUGUCUCGGGCCUGUACCUGCCCUGGUAUGCCUCUGGUUAAGCUGCUUGGGAAGUUUUAUUUAUUUCAAGAUUUCACAAAAGGACCCAGCACUUAAAGAACUGGAUUAAAAAAAACAACCCAAAGAUACCUGCAUACAUGUUCCUGUACUUAAGCUCACCUUCUCUACCUGUAGUGCAGGAGGGUCCACAUUACUCCCCAUUUCUGAUUUGAGGGGGAUGGGAUGUGCUAUCUCAGCCUGUCAUUUUCUAUACAACAGUAUCCUUUUCUAACUUAACUUGUCCAAAGUCUCUCUCCUUUUUCUAGGUCUGUGAAUGCCUAUGCCUUCUUUAUUUCAAGGUUAAUCUAAGGAAAAAUAAAAUACCCUAGCCUAGAUGGAACCAGCUAUAUAGCUUUAAAUUGGAGCAGUCUAAUUCCAAAGUAGUUGGUGGCCAUGCACCCUAUGGGCUCCACCACACUGUUUCACCAUGUUAACACAUGGGCAGACACUCCUUGGCAUGUUGUGGCACCCUGCCUUACCUUCAACUCCCUGCGGGCUCCCCCAUGGCAUUGUACUGAAUGAGUGCUUCGGGCUGCUCCAUGCCCCCAGAGUGGGAGCAUGCAGCACAAGCCAGAGGAGGGAGAGGGAGUCCUGAGACCAACUGCUGCUGCAGCUGGAUAGGGGCAAGUGAUUGCCAGGUGGUAGCCUGAGGACUGAAAGUUGACCCUUCAUGGGCCACCAGUUAAACAGCUAUUAUAUAAACCUGCUAUUCUAUAAAAACAGCUAUUCUAUAAAAGUGGCUUAGUUUUGAAGCUGAACACUUGCUGUCUUAUCUGUCACUGUGUUACCUUGCCAGCUGGUUUUGUAACCAUCUCUUCUAGAGUUGCCUUUAACUUACUAGGGCUUUUGGGCAGAAUGAUGCUGUUAAAUGAGAAAGCAGAGCUAGCAAAUGUACAGCCUUCGUAGAAGUUAAUUUAGGUCACAGAACUUAGUCACGGAUGCAUCACUUCAAGUUUACCGUCUUGAGAUCUUAGUGAAAUCUACAGCCGUCAUCUUCCUUGGAGUUGGUAUUGUAUGCAUAUGCCUUGCCAUUCUUGUUUAGACAUCUGUUACUUAACAUUGAUAAGACAAUAGAAAAAUGACUGAAAAGGGGGAAGGAAAAUUCUUCUGAAGCCAAUACAGCAGAAACCCACAAUGCUAAAACAUUUGGCAUGGCUAUAAUACUUGGUUCUCUGUCGUGAAUUCAGGCCAGUAGACCAUGAAUUUGUCGUAGCUCUAAACAACCAUUCUAAUAUUAUAAAAGCCUAAGUCUGUGUCUGUCUGUCCAUAACGCUUUAUUUGUGUUCUGAUUGGUUGACAAACAGUCAAUCAGAGUGUGAACAAGUGUUCCAACAGGUGCUGGUAGCUGGUGGAGUGCUGCCAUGAUGGUGUGGACACAGGGGAUGGAGUGGGGUCAAGGCCAACGCAGCUGGCCCUCGCCCCUCCCAGCCCUGCUCCCUGGAGGCAGAGGCAACUGAGCAGACGGAACAGGGGGGGCAAGCCCAGCAGUGCUUUUUAUAAUGCAAUUCAAAGAAUUCUAAGAAGGAUAAACAUGGGAAAAGUCAACAGUCAAACCACCCAUCUUUAAAAAAUGAACAGUUUAAUUGGGAUGAUUACUUGAAAGAGACUGGAUCAGUAGCUGCUCCUCCACAUUGUUUCAGACAGGAUCCCACCAACCAAUGAUUUUAAAGUUGGUAUGAAACUGGAAGCCCAUGAUCCUCGAAAUGUUACCUCAGUGUGUAUAGCUACAAUAAUUGGAAUUACUGGUGCCAGACUAAGGCUGCGGCUUGAUGGAAGUGACAACAAAAAUGACUUUUGGAGGCUAGUGGAUUCCUCUGACAUACAGCCAAUUGGGACCUGUGAAAAGAAAGGUGGUAUGCUUCAACCUCCACUUGGGUUCCAGAUGAAUGCAUCUUCUUGGCCAAUGUUUCUCUUAAGAACACUAAAUGGAGCUGAAAUGGCACCUGCAACAUUCUUUAAGAAGGAACCACCAAAACCUGCUCCAAACUCUUUUAAAGUUGGAACGAAACUGGAAGCAGUAGAUAGAAAGAACCCUUACUUAAUUUGCCCAGCAACCAUUGGAGAUGUUAAAGGAGAUGAAGUUUUUAUUACAUUUGAUGGCUGGAGAGGAGCAUUUGACUAUUGGUGCAAAUAUGAUUCUCGAGAUAUUUUUCCAGUUGGAUGGUGUAGCUUGACAGAAGAUGCACUACAGCCACCAGGGAACAAUGUUUCCACUACGAAGACUAGCGCAAAAACCCAGUCUUCCCCUUCCAAAGUGACCCGGCAUGCAAUGCAGUCACCACAGAAAUCUGCUUCAGCAUCAGCUCAGCGGGGCAGAAAACAAAGUCGGGCUAAACCUACCGGGCAAUCUAUAGUUCCUAUGAAGGGCAAGUCUCCUAAAAAUGGUCCUUUGACAAAAAAUGCCACUCAUACCGAAAAUCUCAAAACAAGGAAAAAAACUUUGAAACCUGGAAGAAAGAAAAAAACCUCACCGGUUCAGUCUCCUCCUGCACCUUCAUCUCCACUUACUUCUCCUGAUGGGAACAGUGGCAGUACACAGGUACUUAAAGAUGGCAUUGGCAUCGCUGGUACAACAGCAGCUGUUAUAUCCACAGUUUGCGUGUAUGUUAACAAGCAUGGAAACGCUGGACCUCACCUGGAUAAGAAGAAAGUUCAGCAACUUCCAGAUCACUUUGGACCAGGUCCUGUAAAUGUGGUACUUCAGCAGGCUGUGCAGGCCUGUGUAGACUGUGCCUGUCAAUCCAAAACAGUCUUUGGAUUCCUGAAGUCAGGGCAUCAUGGAGGGGAGAUGAUAAACGCCUCCUUUGAUGGGGAAAAACACGCCAUCAAUCUUCCUUCUGUAAACAGUGCAUCGUUUGUCCUUCGGUUCUUGGAGAAACUCUGUCACAGCCUGCAGUGCGAUAAUCUUUUUAGUAGCCAGCCCUUCAGCCCUUACAUGGGGAGUGCACACAGUCCUACAGAAUAUGACAAGAGUAAACCAGCAAAAGAGGAAAUAUCAGAAAACAGAAUUACGAAACGUUUUUCUCAGGAUUCUCCACCAUACAGUGCCCCUCUUUCUCCUAAACUGCCCAGAACUGAAGUUCACCCAUCUGAAGCAGAAACACUACCUAAUGAAGAAAACUGCAUCCCCAAAGAACACAGAUUUUCUGAGGACCCUCUGGAUUCUGUACUCAAUUCAAUAAGUCCUUCAAGUCCAACCUGUCGAAAUUCUACUGAGUAUCGUAGCUCAGGAAGCGUAGCAUAUUACAGGACUUCCCUUCAGCCGGUGACUGCUACCUCAAAGUCAGCCCCAAUCCUACGUAGGCUGUCAUCGAGUUCUGCUGGGAACACCAGUUACUAUGAAGUCAACAGGAAUCGAAUACAGAGGAGGAUUGAAGCUGCAAGUUCCACAACUGGACCUGAUCUCCAUGCACUAAAGCGGGAACCCUCCCGAGUACUGAAUAAGGAUCCUUCCACCUGGUCAAUAGAUGAAGUAAUGCGGUUUGUGAAAGAAGCUGAUCCUCAGGCAUUAGCCCCACAUGCAGAACUCUUCAGGAGACAUGAAAUUGAUGGGAAAGCACUACUGUUACUGAGGAGUGAUAUGAUAAUGAAAUAUAUGGGACUGAAGUUGGGGCCGGCAUUAAAGCUAUGCUACCACAUUGACAGACUUAAACAAGGAAAGUACUAGCCAGUGGGAACACAAUAAUCUGUGUGUUCAUACCAUACUUACCUCUCAGGUUCACAGACAUGGUCUUUAUUUAAAAAGUAUUUUGUUGUUGCAAACAUUUGCGGUUUGCAGAAGUUUCCUCUCAAAAUGUGAUAAAAUAUUUACUAACAAGAAAAAAGGACUAUAUUACAUUUUAGGAACUGAUUUGGAAAGGUACACAGGAAAAGGCAGUUAGGACUGUGUUUUUGGGGUUUGUGGGGUUUUCUUUAAGUGAUACUUUCAUGGACACUAUACACAGAAAACUGAGAAAUGCAUUCUUUUUUACAGACUUCAACUGAUACAUUCACAUUCAAAACCAAAACAGCUGAAUCCCAAAGGAAAAACAGCAUCAGGUGUUGAUAAUUUUUACAGGGAUGGCUGUAAAAUUUUACAUUAUGAGAAAAUUUUAAAGAAGCAGCAGUAAACUUCAUCUCUUUUAGUGAAUACUCUGUGACUGGUUCUCCAGGAGAGUAAUGUUCAUUUAGAUUAUGCUAUACAGAUUUCCAUAAAGGGAAUAGACAUAUGAAUGGUUUCAUUUGUGUGUGCUUUUAAUACAAAUAUAAGCUUUUAUAAAGUGUGGUUAUCAGUUCUCUGGUAAAUUAGGAGGACAAAAAGUACAGUAUGUUGUCAGUUUAUACAGGCAACAUGUCUGUUUCAUGGAAAGGGCAUUUUCUCAGCCGUUUUGAACAGCUGAUUGUUCUGGGUUGAACAGACGUUUCUCUGGAACAGAACACCUACAUUUUAAACAUUCCAUUUUUCCUGAGCUUGGUGUGGAUAUAUUGAUGCUUGUGUGUGUGUGUGCGUGUGUGGUACAAACAUAUAUAUACUGUACAUAUGUAUUCAGUUUUUUAAAAGUAUUCAAAAGGUACUUUGCACUGCAGCAGAGGAAACAAGAAACUGUAUAGUUCAGUUUUUUACUGGUAAAUUUUGUUAUGUACUAUUUUCAUAUUCAUUAACAACUGUCUGUUUCGCUUUUCAUUCCUGUGGGGUAAGAAACAAUCAGUGAAUGGAUGGAUUCACACAGGAGGGUUCCUUGUACUAUGCAACACUCCCUUUCACACAUUGAUUAGCUCUGAGCCAUUUAUUCUGGUAUAGUAUCUGGAAAAAUACAUUUUAGUUCUCAUGUUCAUUCUUUUUUGGCUCUUUUUAACUUCCACAUUUUGUGCAAGUGGUACUACAUACCAGUAUACUUUUUUUUUGUAUAAACUUGGUGCUGUUUAUAUAAGCUACAGAAUGAGUGCUGAUAGUAAAACAAUUUGCUGUCACUGCCAAUCAAAUAAACAUCAGGGACAAGAAUGUACAUUUUCUGUGUAGGAAACUGAAUGUACUGUAUGUAAUAGUGCAAGUGAUAAAGAACUACUUACUAGGAAAGGUGUAGUCCUAAAAGGGUAGGUUUUAUUAUAUUUCUUAUUGCCUUUUUAUAUGAAAGCAUCUAGUAAAAAAAAAAAAGUAUUUUUUACAAAUUGCUUUUUGAAAAUGCCUUGCUUAUUGCUAGUUAAAUAUUCCUCAGGUUUUUGCAGAACUACUGCAAAAUCAUACCUUUUGUAGUUCACAAAUUGUCAAGUAUUUCGUUAAAUAACUACAACACACAUUUAAUAUAGCAGUUCAUCUGUUUUUUUCAGGAUUGUUUUAGUAUACUACCAUAAAGCAUUUGACAUUAAGGGUUUUGUAUUUUGAUUUAUUUUUGCAUAUUUUUGUGUGCAUGUAUAUUAAAUGAACAAUACACUUUAUAGCUAGUAGGAGGCAGAACAAUGAUUGGGAAAAUAUAGUAUAUUUUUUUCUUUGAGUUAUGAGAUGCCAACUCAAGUUAUUGCUUAUAUAUGAAAGAAAAUAUUGUACUCCAGAUAUGUUAGGUAUAUUGUGUAUAUCAGUGGUGCCCCGCCAUGCAGGCCAACAUUUUCCAGGCCUGCAGGCCAAAUGAGUGGCGUGGGGUCAAUCUGUUGGAUGGACCCUGUGUGGGGUUGGUUCAUGGGUCUGGAAAUGUGGAAGCAGUUAAUGUUGCCAUUGCUUUUCUGCUGUCAAAUUUCCAGACCCUUGGGGAGCCCUGCAAGCCUGAUGACUAAGCUCUGUGUACCAGAUUUGGCCCAUGGGCCAGGGGUUGAACACCCCUGUUUUAUAUGAUAUUUAAUCACUGUUGAGAAUUAUGUUGAAUGAAAAAGAAAAGUACCACUUUCUUAAAAUUGUAUUGAAAGUACUGUAUUCACUCAAAGCUAAGAUGAGGCUUUUCUCCUCAGUCACUGCCUGGGGGGGGACCUCUUGUCUUAGAUCUGAGUACCAGCCUGGGCCAGAUGACAGUUCAGCUCUGGCUUUGGCCCCAGACCUAGAGACAAAGCUGGAGCACUGCUGCCACCUGCCCAAGGCUGGGUGGGGGAGGCAGCACACAGCAGGGGUAGUGGGUAAGAAACCCAAGGGGUAGGGCUUGGGCAGAAGUGCCGGGGGUAGGGUGGCAGGCACAGGUGUAGGGGGGGUAAGUAGGGGCAGGCACUGGAGGGGAUGAAGUAACGGGGGGGCACAAGCACACAGAAGGCAAGGGAUAGGUG